AUGAAGGCCGGUCCCUCGAGGCGGCCAGAGUGUUCACAUUGGCCAGCGCGCUGCACAGCAACGACGGCUCGGUGCUCAACAACCUGGCGACCAGCCUGGCCGUCCUGGCUUCCGAGCAGGGGGCUUCCGCCGACUACCUCAUGUGCGAGGAGGGCUCUGGCGGCGGGGCUGCUCGCCCUCGCGCUCGGCCACGCCGCCGCCGCCGACCUCGUCGCCGCCGUCCGCUCCGAGCUGCUCCCGGGCGCAUGCGAGGGCACCGCGGCCGGGCGGCGCGACGUGGCGGCGCUGCUGGCGGGCCCGCCGCAGCCCCGCGAGCACCUGGAGAUGGCCAACGCCGCGUGCUCGAGCCGGUCGGCGCUGGCGGUCCGGCCGACCGCGCGAGAGGCCCAGGCGGAGGCUUGGACGGCACAGCACAUGCUGCAGAUCUGGGUCCUCAUGCGCGUCUGCGGCGUCGUGCUGCUGGAGGAGGUGAUCCCGCAGGAUCUGGUAGCGAGCGUCCGGCAGGCACAGGCCGAUCACUUUGCCCUCUCGCCCAGCACCGCGUGCGCACGCGUUCCAGGAGCUGGACGCUGCGUCGCGCGGAGGGCUACGCCAGGAGGUGAAGCUGCCCCUGAUGCCACCAUUCACGGACCCCAGACUGUGCGCUGGACCGCUGCUGCGUAG
This is a messenger RNA of Prorocentrum cordatum, 663 nucleotides long. NCBI's taxonomy places the organism in Eukaryota, Dinophyceae, Prorocentrales, Prorocentraceae. The record is from the annotation of a GenBank genome assembly.